AUGGCGGCCAUUUCACCUCGUCUAAGGAGUGCCUACCUGGAUAUCUCGGCCAUCGUCCGGAGCAGCUACAGACGACAUGGAGUACAACGUGCUUAUACAGGAGAAAUCACACGACACAGGGGACUACAUACUACACGCUGCCUACUAAACAGUAACACAUACCGGAGUUCCGACUUCGCCAACCAAGGCUUCACAUCCUACUACGACGCCUCCGCACCCACCACCGGCCCACUAGCCGACAGCUCCAACAUCGGCGCCCCCCGCAUAACCCCCCGACUCCUAAAAGACCACCUCGACGCCUUCGUCGUCGGCCAAGACCGCGCCAAACGAGUGCUAGCUACAGGUGUGUAUAACCACUACCAACGGAUCCGCGAACUCCAACGCCGAGAUGAAGAGGAGAGCGAGAUGCUGGCGCAGGAGGAGCGGAGGCGGAUGAGUGAGGUCCGGAGACAUCCGGUUGAAGGUAGGGAGAAUGAUCUCAAAGCUGGGAUCGAUGUGCCUUCGCUGACGAGGACUUGGGAGGGGAAAGAUGAGUUUCCCGGGCAGCAGGCUACCAUACAUAUGCCUCCUCCACCUCCGCCAAAUGCGGUCAAUAGUCAGGGACAGCGAGGAGGGCAACCAGCGUCGGAGGAUCUGUGGAAGCAGGCUUUUGGCGGGCAGGGUGGACGGGGUGCGGCAGGGCAGCAGCAGCAGCAACAGCAGGGUAUUGUCGAUGAUACACCUUUGACGAUCGAGAAGAGCAAUAUACUACUCCUCGGACCUUCUGGCGUAGGUAAGACAUUGAUGGCAAAGACUCUGGCACGAGUCCUGGAAGUCCCGUUCAGCAUGUCCGACUGCACACCUUUUACCCAAGCCGGCUACAUCGGUGAAGACGCCGAAGUCUGCGUCCAACGCCUCUUAGCAGCUGCGAACUAUGAUGUUGCGCGUGCGGAAAGAGGAAUCAUUUGUCUGGAUGAAAUCGACAAGAUCGCUACGGCAAAGGUAUCGCACGGCAAGGAUGUCAGUGGAGAGGGUGUGCAGCAAGCUCUACUCAAGAUCAUCGAAGGCACGACUUUGCAGGUACAAGCGAAGAGUGAACGUGGUGCUGGGACUGGUACGCCUGGUCGGCAGGGUGGCUAUGGUAGUGGGGGUGGUAGUCCGAUGUCUGGUGGUACCAUGUCGGGCAGUCAACAGGGACCUGGUAUGGGAGGCGGUAGUGGUGGUGGACCUCAGAAAGGGGAGGUGUACAAUAUCCGGACUGAUAAUAUCCUGUUCAUCUGCGCCGGAGCGUUUAAUGGACUACACAAGAUGGUGCUGGAUCGCAUUAGUAAAGGCAGUAUCGGCUUCGGCGCGACUGUGCGAGCAGCACCUGCAUCCUCUGCUGGUGGAGGGAAUGAUCACGAAACCGUCCUCGAAGGCGAAGAUGAGCUUUUCGAGAAAUACCUUCCUUACUACAGCCCCACCAACCCCCCAAAUCAAUCCCACCGCGGCAAACCCACGAAACGAAAGUUCAACACCCUCGACCUAGUCGAACCCCAAGACCUCCAAAAGUUCGGCCUCAUCCCCGAACUCGUCGGCCGCAUCCCCCUCUCCUGCGCCCUCUCCUCCCUCGACAUCGAAGCCCUAGUCAAAGUCCUCACCGAACCCCGCAACAGUCUACUCCAACAAUACAAAGAACUCUUCGCGCUCUCCAGCAUCGAGCUCCGCAUCACCAGCCCGGCUCUCCGCGUGAUUGCCCGCACAGCCUCGAAAAUGGGCACAGGUGCCCGCGGUCUUCGCACGGUCAUGGAACGCCUGCUCGGCGACGCAAUGUUUGAAGCCCCAGGCUCUGGCGUGCGUUUCGUGCUGAUUACGGAGGAUGUGGCGGAGAGGAAAUGUGCGGCGCUUUUUUUCGGCCGAGCGGAGGCGGAUGUUUUUCAGAGGAUUGGGGUGGAGGAGGAGGAGGGGUGGGAGGAGAGGUUGAGGAGGGAGAGGGAGGGGGAUGAUGCUGGUGAUGGGGAGGGUUGGGGGAAGGAGAGGGCGAGGGUUAAUCGGGUCGGGGGGGCGGCGAGGACGUUUGAGGAGUAUCGGGAGAAAGCUGCUGCGGGGGGUUUUGUGUAG
Molecule: messenger RNA, 2079 nt
Organism: Recurvomyces mirabilis
Lineage: Eukaryota; Fungi; Ascomycota; Dothideomycetes; Mycosphaerellales; Teratosphaeriaceae
Gene: MCX1
Product: ATP-binding protein
Exons: 1
Coding region: 1-2079 (692 amino acids)
Cellular component (GO): mitochondrial matrix
Molecular function (GO): ATP binding; ATP hydrolysis activity
Source: RefSeq, a predicted model, not a curated record